Molecule: messenger RNA, 5688 nt
Organism: Formica exsecta
Lineage: Eukaryota; Metazoa; Arthropoda; Insecta; Hymenoptera; Formicidae
Gene: jeb
Exons: 3
Coding region: 3429-4598 (389 amino acids)
Biological process (GO): positive regulation of MAPK cascade
Cellular component (GO): terminal bouton
Molecular function (GO): transmembrane receptor protein tyrosine kinase activator activity; protein binding
Source: RefSeq, a predicted model, not a curated record
AGAGAGAGGGAGAGAGAAAAAGGAGAGAGAAAGAGAGAGAGGGAACAUUUCUCGUCGCUCAAUGGAACACCGGCGCGGCCGGUCGAGAUCGGCGACGUCAGCACGGCAAGUCGGGCAACCGCGGGAAACAGCCUUUAACCUUUGAAAUAUCGCCGUGCGCGCGAUUAUAGUCGGAGAACCGCAGAUCUCGAACUUCGUAUCGUGGAAGACCGGAGUUAGAGGCAAGAAGAGGGAAGAGGGAAGAGAAAAAGUGAAGGGAGACGAAAUAGAGACGGACAGUAGUAGCAUAGGGAGUGCAACACCCCCUUGGUAUUGGGGAACGGAAUCGACAAUCUGGAAGAAGUAUCCUCCCUGGUGGUACCUCUCCGAUCAUCGCCGCGACGAUUUCAUACACAGAGAUAGAUAGAGAGAAAGAAAUACAGACACGCAUACGUAACACGCGCACGCAGAUAUCCAACGCUCGCGUGCGCGGGCGCGCGCACGGCAUCACACGCCCAUAUGAACGGCCAUACGGAAGCGGAGCGUGUGAGAGAGAACGACGAAAAUGUCAGUGAAUGAAUUGCGCCCCGUCGUGUGUGAGCGGACGACGUCGUACGUGGUAUGAUUGCACGGGGUGUCGCUACGUCGUCGGGACAGACAUAGCUCUUUUCGUAACGCGCUUCGAUCGACGAGGGAGAGAAGGACCGAGCGUGAUGCACGACGUACGUUGCCGAACGUCAACCAGAAACUCAGGUGUCCGUUAAAAGAAGAGCGGAGCGGUAAAAGAGAAAAAAAGAAGCGGAGGGUGAAGGACAUUUCGGAGGACACAUCCUUCCUUCCUUCCUUCAUUCCUUGGCAGCGUAGAAGGCGCCGCGAACAGUGCGCCGAAGGUGAAAUCGCACGAUAAGGCGAAGAGACGAGGAGAAGAAAGAAGAGGAUAAGAGCGGAGACACACACACACACAGAGAGAGGGCGAAAGAGAGGGUGAUAGGGUCGGAGAACAUCACGGGACGGCGCGACGCGGAGGGAGGAAAGGUCGAGAUCGGUGGGAAAGCUCUCACGCGGAAGGAAGAAAAAGCGCACACGGCAGGCACACGGCAGACGAGACACGCGGCGGCGACAGAAAGAGACAGAGAGACAGAGAGACAGAGAUCAAGAAGCAAGUAUUAUCACAGUAAAAUGCCCCGCGCAUUAAUAAAACACUGCACCUCCUAUGUAUCUCGAUGAACCCUCCCGCGCGCGCAUAAAAUCUCUAUCUGUACUGUUCACGCGGGGCCGUCUCGCGCCCCUGACAUAUCUCUACUCUCACUACUACAUACAUAUGCAUAUAUCUCGGUGUACCUCUUUUUCUUCUGUGCCUUUGUUCUAAACAUCUCUGUUGUGUAAACACCUGGUCCCGCGUCUCGCACCGACAACAAACGCGCACCGCUCUCUGCCACGGCAAGCCUUUGCUUUUUGAACGUUUUUCGGGGCACCUGUUGAUACGACCGACCUACAUACCAUACUAGCUGCUGUCUACAUUUAUGCUCUGUCACCCCGUCAUUGUCGUACGACCGAUCGGUCAUCGAGCACGGUAUCUCCGAGGUUGGUCCGGCGUUGGUCUUCUCCGCUCGCGCGAGUAUCGUCCGCGGACGCACGAGACGCAAAUUUUAUAUCAUACGCGCUACGUCGUAGUUUUCAGAUCUGAUCCGAAUCACAAAAUUUUGACGCGACCUGAAUCGUAUCGAGAGAGAAAAUUAUUUCGCUUCUUUGUUUCAUCCCUGAAUGCCUAUCAGUCAUUACGCGAUCGCCUAAUGUAAGUUUUGCGAAAUUUCACGACGAUGACAAUUACGUUCGACUAGUAUUUAAUUAUAUCGCGAAAAUUUUUAUAAAAUUAUUGAAAAAUCGUGUUUUUUAUUACGAUCGCAAGGUGGAACUUGGACGAUUAGGCGCGAUUAUUUACAAACGAACGCGAUGAUCAUCUAUUAUCGUAAUUGCAAUCGCCUCGCUGGCGACGUAGCUCGGUUCUUCGUGUUGCGCAAAGAAACAUACGCUCGAGUAUGUUCGAUGUACGUGAGGAGAAAGGGAGAUAGGUACGUAAAACAGAAAGAGAGAGAUAUGACGAAUGGAAAAAAGGGGUUGGGCCGAGCGAGAAAGAGCAGAUGCAGAAAGAGAGAGGCAAAGAGAGCGGCAAGGUAAGCGGAUAAGGAAACAACGCACUCUGAGGAAGAGGGUUCUCUCUCUUUCCGGAGAGACGAUGUAGCUUUAUCGGCAAACGCGAGCGUUGGGUGGCACGUCGACGUUUGGUCUAAAUGUUGUUUAACACUCUCAAGCACCUUAUAUACGCAUCUAUGAGCACGCACGAUGAGCACCUCCGAUACCACCUCCACACGUCGCAGCACUCUCUGUUGAAUUAUAUCCUGAGAAAACAAAAACCAACAAAAAAAAAAAAAAAAAAAGAAAAACCACCACAAAUCUUUUUGUGUUCCUGGCACCUACGGUCGUAGAAUAUCGCACGUUAUUCUUUAUUAACGACCUGAUUUCAGGACGGUCGGUACAGGACAGGUGUGCGCUUUAUCACGAAGGGAAAGCCAAGGUCGCGGCUACUAUCAUGGACUACCGAAAGUGAAGCGUAUCGAUUAGAGGAGCGAGCAUAACGCAAUCAAAUGUCAAACGUGAUACACCGUGCGCUCGAAUCGGCAACUUAACUCCGAUAGAGAGACAAAAAGAGAGAGAUAGAGAGGUCUGUUAUUUUUCCGGGGCCUGACAGAAUUGUGGGUCCCAGUCUGGGACAUGCUAGAAAGAGAAAGAGAGAGAGAGAGAGAGAGAGAGAGAGAGAGAUCACCCUCUCGAUACAGCACGCGUAGCAUCGUUGCGUUUUCUAUGCAAUAGCCGUCGCUGUGUCAAAGUAUAUCGCCGUUCGUGAUUUUUUAUCAAGUUUAUCCUCGAUCUCCUAUUCUUCGCCCCCUCGAUAUCAAUCGACCGCCCCGAAUCUCCCACCCACCUUACUGCACGCACACUUACACGCGCAUAUACAGACACACACACACAUACAUAUAUACACAGAUACACCUACACGUUCCAUCCUCAGCUUCCCAGUGUACCGCGAGUUCAAACGAAAAGUCGGCCUAACUCAGAAUCGCUACAGACGUGCCUUUAGACUGGCAGUGAGUAGUAAACAGCUAAAGAGAAUAAAAACACAAGAAAAUUUAAAAAAAUAUAUAAACAAAGCAUAUCAUUGCUGUUCAUGUAGGUCAAUUAUAACACCACGUUCAACCGUAUAAUCGGGUGCAACAAAAGUGGUGGACAAAAGAGAGAAGGAAGAAAGAGGGAGAUAUAUAUAUACGUAGAUACAUAUAUAGAGAGAUAGAGAAAACUAGAGAAAAAGAAAAGAGGGAAGAAGAGAGAGAGAGAGAGAGAGAAAGACAGAGAGAGAGAGAGAAAUAACGGAACGCUGCUUGAAAACGUUGAUGAUUUGUAAAAUGGCGGUUUGCAUGUUCUGGCUUCUCACCUAUGUGGGACAGGGACUGGAUCUGGCGGUGGGCAAUCGACCCGUGAUCAUACAAGUGCAAGGCACACAAGGGCUCGACUAUCGUCACGGAAGCGGUAGCAGCAUUAGAAAGAAGAGCGAGCUGAGCCCGGUAGGAAGCAACCUGUUGCACCUCAGAAUAUACCCUACCGACGGCAGUCCCCACAUGCGAGACGAUCUGUCCAACUGGCUGGUAUUGAACGACGAGCCGCGGAUAACGUCGUGGUCGCCCGCCGGCAUGCUGAUCGACGACAUGGUGAAGGAGCCGCGCGAGCUCCAGAACGUGUUCUUCGCCCUGUCGCCCGCCAUGCUCAACGUCCUCUAUUCCGAAUACGUGACGUCGUCGCAGUCCCAUGCGAUCGCCGCGACCGAGCCUUAUAUUCCUCAUGACGAGGGUAACAAUCAGCUGAUCGGCGGCGGCCGUCAGCGAGUGAAGAAACGGCGUAUAGGCUGUCGGCAUCCGCGAGGUCCGCUCAGCGUCCUGCCGCCGAUACUGGUGUGCGACGAGGCCGGUAGAAAGACCACCGCCGCCGCCGCCAACGUCCUUCAGGAAUCCAGACAAUCCAAUUACGACGAUCUCUACGCGGAGCAGAGAUUUAACACUGCGACGAGUACGAAGACUGAUCCCGCGGGCGCCGAGGCCGGCACCACCCUUAAUUUACCCACGAACGGCGGCUUCAUCCCGAAGGCCUUCGCCUACGAGACUGGCAAAUUACCCGGUAGCAAGCGGAAUCAGAUCACGGUCGGACGGCGUUCGAUCGACGCGCAACGAGAGUCCCCGGGACACCAGGCUCAAGCGUCCUCGGUGUCCUCGGCCGGCGCGAGCAUCGCCUCGCAUCUCAUGCUGAGGUCCAUCCGGGGAAGCAUACAGUACGACGUGCCGCAAGUCGAAUGUCCAGUCUCCGAAGACGGAAUGGAAAGAUUCGCUUGUCCGAGUGCGGAUAGAAUGGGUAGAUAUCAUUGCAUCGACGAUCACGUCCUGUGCGACGGCUUUGUAGACUGUCCCAACGGCGAGGAUGAAGACAGACGUGAUUGCAUGUUUUACAAAACCACGAAAGCGCAUCUGGACGUAUUAGCGGACGCCAUACUACGAUGGGCGAGGGGACGCUAAUUCCUUCUUUGUUGACGAUGAACCUCCAAUCUGUACAUAAAAUCACAAGUCUAAUACGUCUACUUCUUUAUAUAUAUUCAUCGAUAUCUUUUUCUCCUACAUUAAUCUAUUUUCCGGAAACUGUUUUCUCUCUAUGUUGGGCGCAUAGAGAUGUUCAUAUUAAAAUCAAACUCAGGGGAACGUUAAGAUGAACCGUCUCUCUCUCUCUCUCUCUCUUUCUAUCUCUAUACCUCACUCUGUACUUCUCCCUCUCGCUCUCUCUAUCUCUAUCUCUAUCUCUUGCUCUGUGCCUCUUUCUGUCCUUUUCUCUUUCUUUCCCAGAAACGAAUACGGCCGCUCGAAUUAAUCUCCGAGAGGACACGGCAUGGUUCUAACUACAUUAAAAAUCGGUUAGCAAGGUCUAUCUCGUAACCAAGAUAUCCUCACAUAAAGUACAAAUUAUAAGGUGUCCGAACUUUUAGGAUGUUAUAAAUAAAGUUCGUAAGAGAGUUAUGGCAUUUUAACGCCGCUGUGUAUGGCGCACGAGAGUACCCGACUUGAAUAAUUUCAGUUCUAAGCAUAUCUAUACCAGCUAAUAUAUACCACACAGAUGAUGUAUUACGAUUUCAUAUUGAGCGAUUUCCGCGAGAUCGUACUAACUCUUUAACGACUUUAUUUUGGUAUACAAUAAAGUAAUUUUGAAGACUGAGAACUAUUUACUUCAUUCCCAGAGUAAACACGCGGCUUCGCGCCGAACCGAUAGGAACGAACGAUAUCGUACCGUUUGGCAAGGAACGGGCACGUGUACCUAGAGAUUUCCUCCUAGAGUACUUCCUAAGAGAUUGUAACAGAAAUGUACUCAUGUUUUUAAUCAAAUCACUCCGCAAAUGACGUUAACGCGUAUAUAAAAUAAACAUAAUAAUUAAAACUCAAUGUCGAUCCGGUCUUCUGGUACCGACACGAAGAGACGUCUCCUUCGCCUUGUGUGCACGCUCCAUGUUUUUUCGUCAUCGAUAUAUCUCUAAAUAAUUAAUUUAUUUCGAAUUUAUGGAAAGAUGUUCGCGAAUAAAGACAAAGUAAAUGCUUUCAUCAAAAAAAAAAAAAGAAAAAA